GACGAGCGGCUCCCGAAAAAUGUGGCGGGAGAGGUCCUGAAAUUUAAACAAUCUUGGCGGCAAAGUAUUUCGCUAGCGCCUCGCUCCUGUAGCUUUGCCCAAAAGCGCUUGUGGGGAACAGAAAACGAAGAGAGGGAGGUAGGGAUGAAGCGGCGGCAGCACCGGAAGAAUUACCCGAGAGGGAUCCGGUCGGCCGGCGGGCAGACCACGCUCCAAUCCUUCCUCGUCAAGCCCAGGGUUGUCGAUAAUGAUGUGAAACCCUCGCCGCCACGGCCGCCGCCGGAGGUGGGGGAGGAGGAGGAGGCGCGGAUCUGCCCGCCAGAGCCGCCGAAGCGGGAGAUCGUCAGAGUCAUCAGGACGACCAUCAAGGAGAAGGCGAGCGCGUUCUCGUCGGUGGGCUCCGCGGGGAAGGACGGGGGCGGCGAGGCCGGCGGCGCUGUGAGCGCGGCGGUGUUCAAGCGGUUUCACACUUCAGCCCCGGUGGCGAGAGCGGAGAGCAACCGCGCGGAGGCAGGGGAAGACGGCGACAUCGACUUCGGCGGCGGAGGCGACGUCCGGCUGGACGUCGAGGAGAUUGGGGCGGCGAGCCGCCCCGAACCCAGGAUUAAGCGGAAGAGCCCCCUCGGCGGCGACGAGCACGGGGGCGACGCCAAGGCCAGGCGCGUGGUGGUGCUCGGCGACAACCCGAGGCCGCGGCCGGCGUGGAGGCGGGGGCGCGCCAGGCCCACCCGCGGCGGCGGCGAGGGCGAGGGCGAGGGCAGCCGCGCCCUGUACAACCACUACACGAGCGGGGGCGGUUGGUGGCACGGCGACAUGGAGGGCGUGGACGGCGAGGAGGUCGGCUGGACCGACGACAUGUGGGAGGGAAUGGGCUCCGUCACGCUCGGCGGCUUGGAGUGGCACUAGCCUCCUCCGCCGCCGCCGCAGCCCAGAGCAGCAGCAGAACCGCCGUUGCCGCUGGUUGAUGUCCAGGGAUCGAAAUGUAAGAUCCUGCUUGAAACUAGGUAACUUAACGGAGAAUAGUUUGAUUCCAAGUGGAAUCAGGUGAAUUUUUGUGUACCAAACUGGACCAAAAUGCUCUUGACAUGAACAUGCUGGGAUAGUGGGAUGUCA
This is a messenger RNA of Panicum virgatum (switchgrass), 1113 nucleotides long. RefSeq lists its product as uncharacterized. The record is from RefSeq and is a predicted model, not a curated record. The transcript is spliced from 4 exons. NCBI's taxonomy places the organism in Eukaryota, Viridiplantae, Streptophyta, Magnoliopsida, Poales, Poaceae. Bases 145 to 906 code for a protein of 253 amino acids.